Messenger RNA from Coregonus sp. 'balchen', 1295 nucleotides. The record is from the annotation of a GenBank genome assembly. NCBI's taxonomy places the organism in Eukaryota, Metazoa, Chordata, Actinopteri, Salmoniformes, Salmonidae.
AUGGAUGUCAAACUAACAGGAGCAGUGCUCUUCUCUCUCCUUCUUACUCUACAGGUAUUCUCCGCAGGUAAAUCCAAUUUUUUUUUAUUUUUUACAAAUCUUCUACUUUCUGGGGAUUUAAAUAUCUAACAUGAAAUAUCAGAGAUCUUCUCUUCAAAAUGCUAUGAUGACGUAGUAUCAUAUAUAUUUUAGAGGAAAUGGAGUGAAAAUAUAUUUUACAAAAUGAUUACUAUGUUUUUACCAUUUGUAAUGAUUGUGAUGAUCAGGACAUUCAGGGGCGGUUUCAGAUUAAGUCUUGGACUAAAAAGCACUUUCUAUGGAGAUUUUCCAUUUAGAAUGAUUUUUAGGCCAGAACUAAAAUUAAUCUGUGUUUGGGAAACCGUCCCUUACUGUUCAGCAAGUGCAGCCAAUAGCAGCACUUUCACAAUGUCUUGAAUGUCAUCCAGAGAGGAAUGAUGAGACUCCCACUUCCUGGCCCGAUCGAGGAGCCAUUCCCACGGGAGACUACCUGGAGAAGGGGAGAGGAGAGGUGCACAGAGUGGGAGACUACCUGGAGAAGGGGAGAGGAGAGGUGCACAGAGUUGACAGACAAGGUGAGCCAAAAAAUCUAUACAUUCAGACUAGCUUGGAAUCCAAACUGAAUAUUGAUCAGUAUAACUAUUGUUUCAGCGACAUGGUGUGAUAUUCAGCUUGGAUCCCAGGCUAAAGACUACUGAGUAAACAUGAUUGAUCUCUUAUGUCGAUCUUUGGUGGCAUUUAUAUAAUUUGAUUAAUUGACAACAAACACAACUUUCUCACUUAUGUUUAUUUUCACAGAGCUGCAUUCUGGGCAAUCUGAACAUGUUAUUCACACGCUGUUGAGCAUGAACGAUGCAGCUGAGAUAGACAUCAUCAACCGUGAUGAGUCUCCAUGUAAGGUCGUAUCAGUCAUGGACGACCUCCCAACCCCUCAGGUUCAGACUCAACCAACCCCGACCACAGUUACCACCAGCAGCCCACACCUGGACAAUAACAAAGACAAGGAAAAGGCAAAGGAAGCUCCACAACCUCAGGUUCCAGUUGUCCCAUACCUACCCAUCAGGCCUGUUGCCCCCAACAUAAAUAGCUUCCCUCCUGCACCACCAAUGUUCUUUGUCCCUCAGAGAGGUGCAGCACGCCAUCCCCAACCCAUGAGCUGGUUUCCCAGAGAAGGUUAUGGCAGUUUGCCCAACUACCCCAUGCCCCCCUCUGUAUUCUCAGCCUAUGUCCGGGCUUUGCAUGGAGGUUCAUCUGAAGAUAAUUCUCUGGGUGACUGA